Messenger RNA from Botrytis fragariae, 243 nucleotides. RefSeq lists its product as uncharacterized. NCBI's taxonomy places the organism in Eukaryota, Fungi, Ascomycota, Leotiomycetes, Helotiales, Sclerotiniaceae. The transcript has 2 exons. The coding region runs from base 1 to 243 and encodes 80 amino acids. The record is from RefSeq and is a predicted model, not a curated record.
AUGAACGUUGAUCAAAAUCGGAGUAUGCACUCUGUACUUCCUAGCGAUAUCUCUUCAUCUCAAGAUGCUGUAGGAACCUCAAAUCAAGGAUAUCGCAGAGAAGUUGUCAAAGACAAUCUAAAACAAAGGUCUCGGAAAUUUAACGCUCAACGCUCGGGGUACCAAGAUUUGAUAGAAGAAGUAGUUGACAUAGAGUUUAAUGCUAUCGCUCUCGGUUCACUUUGCAAUCUUUCCUUAAAAUGA